Messenger RNA from Humulus lupulus (European hop), 6074 nucleotides. Its product is annotated as callose synthase 12. The record is from RefSeq and is a predicted model, not a curated record. Gene Ontology annotation, biological process: (1->3)-beta-D-glucan biosynthetic process. Bases 210 to 5528 code for a protein of 1772 amino acids. Gene Ontology annotation, molecular function: 1,3-beta-D-glucan synthase activity. The transcript has 3 exons. Lineage: Eukaryota; Viridiplantae; Streptophyta; Magnoliopsida; Rosales; Cannabaceae. Gene Ontology annotation, cellular component: 1,3-beta-D-glucan synthase complex; plasma membrane.
CGCCUUGUUUUGUUUCAUUCUUCUUCUCCUUCCUUCGUCAUCUUCCCCCAUUUCUGCAUCUGAGCUCAUUCUCAGUCUCUCUAUCUCUCUUCUUUCUCUCUCUAAAACUGAUUGUGUGGUGGGGUUUGAAAUCCCUAUUUUUUUUUUCUUCAAAAGAAAGAGAUUAAUAUACCUUCGAAUAUUCGGAGGUUUUGAGCUGCAACUUUUUCAUGAGCCACCGCCACCGUCCUCCGGUGUCCGCAUCGCCCAACCGGCAUGGACCUCUGGGCCAGACCGACCUGGAGUCGGAGCCGUACAACAUAAUUCCGGUGAAUAAUCUUCUAGCGGACCACCCGUCCCUCCGCUUCCCCGAGGUACGCGCGGCUGCGGCCGCUCUACGCGCUGUUGGGAACCUUCGCAAGCCGCCUUUCGCCCAAUGGCUUCCCCAGAUGGACCUCCUCGAUUGGCUGGCACUUUUCUUUGGUUUCCAGAAGGACAACGUUCGGAACCAGAGGGAGCACCUGGUUCUCCACCUCGCCAAUGCUCAGAUGCGCCUCACGCCCCCGCCGGACAAUAUCGAUACCCUAGACAGUGCCGUUUUGAGGCGUUUUCGGAGGAAGCUUCUCAAGAAUUACACCGAAUGGUGUUAUUAUCUUGGCAAGAAGUCCAACAUUUGGAUCUCGGACCGGCGCGAAGCUGCUGCGGAUCAACGCCGGGAACUUCUUUACGUUUCGCUGUAUCUCCUCAUAUGGGGUGAGUCUGCUAACCUAAGAUUUGUUCCUGAGUGUUUGUGUUACAUAUUUCAUAAUAUGGCCAUGGAGUUGAAUAAGAUUUUGGAGGAUUAUAUUGAUGAGAAUACCGGCCAGCCCGUGAUGCCUUCGAUUUCGGGAGAGAACGCGUUCUUAAACUGUGUUGUGACACCAAUCUAUGAAACGAUUAAAGCUGAAGUUGAGAGUAGUAGGAAUGGGACUGCGCCGCAUAGUGUUUGGAGGAAUUAUGAUGAUAUUAAUGAGUACUUUUGGAGUAAGAGGUGUUUUGAGAAGUUGAAAUGGCCUAUUGAUGUGGGGAGCAACUUCUUCGUGACCUCAACUAGGAAAAGGCAUGUGGGUAAGACUGGGUUUGUGGAGCAAAGGUCGUUUUGGAACUUGUACCGGAGCUUUGACAGGCUUUGGAUAAUGCUCAUUUUGUUCCUUCAGGCUGCCAUUAUUGUUGCUUGGGAUGGAACUGAUUACCCUUGGCAGGCCCUGAAACAUCGAGAUGUUCAGGUCCGUAUUCUGACCGUGUUCUUCACUUGGAGUGGUUUGAGGUUCUUUCAGUCGUUGCUUGAUGCAGCGAUGCAAUACACUUUGGUGUCGAGGGAGACUUUGGGACUUGGAGUGAGGUUGGUGUUGAAGAGUAUUGUUGCUGCUGGAUGGAUUGUAGUUUUUGGGGUGUUUUAUGGGAGGAUAUGGACGCAGAGAAAUCAAGAUAGAAGAUGGUCACGUGCGGCAGAUCAGAGGGUGGUGACUUUUCUUGAGGUGGUUCUGGUUUUUAUUCUUCCCGAGCUUCUAGCACUUGCUCUUUUCAUUAUUCCCUGGAUUCGAAAUUUUGUUGAGCAGACUAACUGGAGGAUUUUUCGCAUGUUAUCAUGGUGGUUUCAGAGUAGAAUCUUUGUUGGUCGUGGGCUGAGGGAAGGUCUCAUGGACAAUAUAAAGUACACUUUGUUUUGGGUUGUGGUGCUGGCUACAAAAUUUUGCUUCAGUUACUUCAUGCAGAUAAAACCCAUGGUUGCUCCAUCAAAACUACUCUUGGACCUUAAGAACUUGAAGUAUGAAUGGCAUGAGUUUUUUGAUAGCAGUAACAGAUUUGCAGUUGGGUUACUCUGGAUUCCUGUUGUUUUGAUUUACCUCAUGGAUUUGCAGAUAUGGUAUUCCAUUUACUCCUCUUUUGUUGGGGCAGGAGUGGGUUUGUUUGCACACUUGGGUGAGAUUAGGAACAUCCAGCAAUUGAGACUGAGAUUCCAAUUCUUUGCAAGUGCAAUUCAAUUCAAUCUCAUGCCAGAGGAACAACUCUUAAAUGCAAGGGGGACAUUAAGGAAUAAGUUCAAUGAUGCUAUUAACCGGUUGAAGCUAAGGUAUGGACUUGGUCAGCCAUAUAGGAAACUUGAAUCCAAUCAGGUUGAGGCGAAUAAGUUUGCUCUGAUAUGGAAUGAGAUAAUUAUGAUUUUCAGAGAAGAAGAUAUUAUUUCUGACAGAGAGCUUGAGUUGUUGGAGCUGCCCCAAAAUUCUUGGGAUGUCAGGGUUAUUCGCUGGCCUUGUUUUCUUCUCUGCAAUGAGCUACUGCUUGCACUCAGUCAAGCCAAAGAGUUGGUAGAUGCUUCAGAUAAGUGGCUCUGGUAUAAGAUUUGCAAGAAUGAAUACAGGCGUUGUGCUGUCAUAGAAGCUUAUGAUUGUCUUAAGCACUUGGUUCGGGCGAUUCUUAAACGUAACAGUGAAGAGCAUUCAAUAGUGACAGUUUUAUUUCAGGAGAUUGAUCAGUCUGUUCAGAGUGAGAGGUUCACUAAAACAUUUAAAACGACUGCACUUCCCCAGCUCCAUUCAAAGUUAAUUAAACUUGUUGAACUGUUGAACAAGCCAAAGAAAGAUCCUAACCAGGUGGUAAAUACUCUACAGGCACUCUAUGAGAUUGUUGUUAGAGAUUUUUUCAAGGAAAAGAGGAGCAUUGAUCAGUUGAGAGAGGAGGGUUUGGCCCCUCAAAAUCCUGCUUCCAUGGCAGGGUUACUUUUUGAAAAUGCUUUGCAGAUACCGGAUCAUGAUGACGAAACCUUCUACCGACAGGUUCGGCGCUUGCACACUAUUCUCAUUUCUCGAGACUCAAUGCAGAAUAUCCCAGUUAAUCUUGAGGCAAGACGCAGAAUUGCUUUCUUUAGCAACUCCCUCUUUAUGAAUAUGCCCCAUGCCCCCCAAGUUGAGAAAAUGAUGGCCUUUAGUGUUCUGACCCCAUACUAUACUGAAGAAGUGGUAUACAGCAAAGAGCAACUGAGGACAGAGAAUGAAGAUGGGAUUUCUAUCCUCUAUUAUUUGCAGACAAUUUAUCAUGAUGACUGGAAAAAUUUUAUCGAGAGGAUGCGUCGAGAAGGAAUGGUGGAUGACAAAGAAUUGUGGACAACUAAGUUGAGAGAGCUUAGGCUCUGGGCAUCAAACAGAGGCCAGACACUUUCACGAACUGUUAGGGGAAUGAUGUAUUACUAUCGAGCUCUUAAGAUGUUGGCUUUUCUGGACUCUGCAUCAGAGAUGGACAUUCGGGAAGGAUCACGAGAACUUGGUUCAAUGAGGCGAGAUAGUUUCAACUCGGACAGGUCAACUUCAGCUAGGAGUUUAAGUAGAACAAACAGUUCCGUGAGCUUGUUAUUUAAAGGCCAUGAGUAUGGGACUGCUUUGAUGAAAUUUACAUAUGUGGUUGCUUGCCAGAUAUAUGGAACACAGAAAGCAAGAAAAGAUCCUAAUGCUGAGGAAAUUUUGUAUCUAAUGAAAACCAAUGAAGCUCUUCGAGUUGCCUAUGUUGACGAGGUCCCAAUUGGCAGAGAUGGGAACGAAUAUUAUUCUGUUCUUGUGAAGUUUGAUCAGCAAUUAAAUAAGGAGGUCGAAAUCUACCGUGUAAAAUUGCCAGGGCCCUUGAAGCUUGGAGAGGGUAAACCAGAGAAUCAAAAUCAUGCCAUGAUCUUCACUCGUGGUGAUGCAGUUCAAACAAUUGAUAUGAACCAAGAUAAUUAUUUUGAGGAGGCUCUUAAAAUAAGGAAUCUAUUGGAAGAAUUCAGGCGAUACUAUGGUGCCCGGAAACCUACGAUCUUGGGAGUCAGGGAACAUGUUUUUACUGGUUCUGUUUCUUCACUUGCUUGGUUUAUGUCAGCUCAAGAAACAAGUUUUGUCACCUUGGGACAGCGUGUUUUAGCGAAUCCUUUAAAAGUUCGAAUGCAUUAUGGCCAUCCUGAUGUGUUUGACAGGUUUUGGUUCUUGACUCGAGGUGGCAUCAGUAAAGCUUCCAGGGUGAUCAACAUAAGUGAAGACAUCUUUGCUGGCUUUAAUUGUACACUUCGUGGAGGCAAUGUCACACACCAUGAGUACAUUCAAGUUGGAAAAGGAAGGGACGUAGGGUUAAACCAAAUUUCCAUGUUUGAAGCUAAGGUAGCUAGUGGAAAUGGAGAGCAAGUACUGAGCAGAGAUGUCUACAGGCUGGGUCAUAGGCUUGACUUCUUCCGAAUGCUGUCUUUCUUUUACACUACUGUGGGUUUCUUUUUCAAUACAAUGUUGGUCAUUCUGACUGUAUAUGCAUUUUUAUGGGGUCGACUUUAUCUUGCUCUCAGUGGUGUUGAGGGUUCUGCUUUGGCACAAGACAGCAAUAAAGCACUUGGGACGAUCUUGAAUCAACAGUUCAUCAUCCAACUUGGUCUUUUCACUGCCCUUCCAAUGAUAGUGGAGAACUCUCUUGAGCAAGGGUUCCUGCAGGCUAUUUGGGAUUUCUUGACAAUGCAGCUCCAGCUUUCCUCUGUUUUCUAUACAUUCUCUAUGGGAACUCGUACCCACUUUUUUGGCCGAACUAUCCUUCAUGGUGGUGCAAAGUAUCGUGCAACUGGGCGUGGUUUUGUUGUUCAACAUAAGAGCUUUGCAGAAAAUUACAGACUUUAUGCUCGCAGCCAUUUUGUGAAAGCUGUUGAACUUGGACUCAUACUUAUAGUUUAUGCAACACAUAGUGCUGUAGCUAAGGACACGUUGGUAUACAUAGCCUUAACCAUCACUAGUUGGUUUCUCGUCAUGUCAUGGAUUCUGGCUCCCUUUGUUUUCAACCCUUCUGGUUUUGAUUGGCUGAAGACUGUGGAUGACUUUGAUGAUUUUAUGAACUGGAUUUGGUUUCGUGGUAGUGUGUUUGCAAAAGCUGAACAGAGCUGGGAAAGAUGGUGGUAUGAAGAGCAGGAACAUUUGAGAACCACUGGUACAUGGGGAAAGAUAAUGGAGAUAAUUUUAGACCUCCGCUUUUUCUUUUUUCAAUAUGGUAUCGUAUACCAGCUUGAUAUUACGGCCGGAAGUAGAAGUAUUGCUGUAUAUGGCUUGUCUUGGAUCUAUGUCUUAGUGGCUUUUGGGAUAUACGUGGUGGUAGCAUAUGCUCGGGAUAAAUAUGCAGCAAAAGAACACAUAUACUAUCGACUUGUCCAGUUUCUUGUCAUUAUUCUCACCAUACUUGUGAUAAUUGCCCUGCUUAAGUUCACAAAUUUCAAUUUUAUAGAUAUUUUCACCAGUAUGUUGGCCUUCAUCCCCACUGGGUGGGGCCUGUUAUUGAUUGCCCAAGUAUUCCGUCCACUUCUGCAGGCUACUAGAUUUUGGAAUGUUGUUGUUUCUGUGGCUCGAAUGUAUGAUAUAUUAUUUGGAGUGACAAUCAUGAUUCCUAUGGCUAUACUAUCAUGGCUUCCUGGGUUUCAGUCUAUGCAGACUAGGAUCCUCUUUAACGAAGCAUUCAGCAGGGGCCUUCGGAUAUUUCAGAUUGUCACAGGGAAAAAAUCAAAAGCUGAUGUAUGAUUUCAGAUGCUGAUUAUAAAUCUGCGUUAUUGCCAGGAGCCAUUUGUGUGAAGUUCUUUCAUCAUGUCUUUGGAUAUGUAUUGAUCUCGUCAUCCGUUGCCAUACACUUCUUAGCUAUAACGACCUAUCAGGUUCAAUGUUAUCCCUUGGCGCAAAGACAGUAUAGAAGUUGAUAAACGAGGUUGUUUUGAUACAUUAGAAGCUCUUGUAUGCAUGUUAAAGCAAUUUGUUUGUUAUUUCAAGUUAAUUUUGAGGGCAAUUCAUAUGUAUUGUUCAUUGCUACUACCCUUCUUUCUCCCUCCCAUUGUUUGUGUAAUUAGUAGUAAUUUUCUAUAGCUUAGAAAAUCUUCUUUUGGAUCUCGAGUAGCUUUGGGUUGGCCUUCCACCUCUCAGAAAGGUACAACUCUUCAGCAGUGUCUAUAUUGAGCAUAGCUAGUUUCAUAUCAUUGAGAUUUUGUUAUCCACUACAUUUUUUAUUCUUUCCUCAGAAUGGCAGUUGCUUGUGUCUACAAUUAAUAUAAUAUCUACUUUUUCCUUUGAUAUUAA